AUGGAGUUCGUCGCUGACUCGAUAGAUAGCAAGUGUCAGAGAGGUUCACUGAACUCAGAUAUGCAGACGGAAACAGCAAAGAGGAGGAGACAACCUGACCGAAGCGAGAGCGGGGAGAGGAGAGCAGAGCCGCGGGAUAUCGAAGAGAGACCCGCGGGCAGCAGAGCCCGGAGCUCCGGGGAGGACAAGGAUCAGGAGGUUGCUCUGGAGGAGUCAGAGACGAGGCUGGCCAAGGUGCAGACAGAGCGAGAGAAGGAGGCCGAGGUAAAAAAACGACGUGCCGACGAGCUAAAGCAGCUGAUGGAGAGAGAGGAGAGGAGCCGCAGGGAGAAGGAGCUGCUGGAGCAGAGGGUGAAGUCUCUUCAGUCGAACAUCGAGGCAGAGCGAGGUGCUCACCUGGAGACAAAGUUCAACUCUGAGAUCGUCCAGCUGCGGGUGCGGGACCUGGAGGUGGCGGUGGCGGUGGAGCGGUCCGGCCAGCAGGAGGCACAGAGCAGCCUGGAGCUGCUGAGAGCUCAGUUCAGAGAGGUGGAGAACGCUUACAGCCGGGAGAGAGAGAGGAGCAGCAGCACUGAGCGCGCUCUGGAGCGGUUGCAGUUAGAGUACGAGCAGUGCAAGUCUGUCAUGAGCGCUGCUUUGGAAACGGAGAGGAAGACGACCUCCGACCUCUCAGAAAAACUUGAGGAGGAGGAACGACAGCAUGCCGUUCAGAGGCAGUGCGACACAGAGGAGGCGUUUGUGACCUGUGUGAAACAGAUCAGAGGCGCUCUGCAACAGCACACCAGCGAACCAUCAGCGCAACCUGCAGAGGAUGAUGGGAAACAGAGUCUUCCUGCUGAAGUCCUGCAGCUGCUGAGGACCACGCUCAGCUCAUACCAGCAGAGGCUGUUAGACGCUGACAGACAGAUCGCCCACUUGCAGAGCGUGUGCGACAAGAAGAGUGUGUGUGUGCGCGAGCUGCAGCAGAAUCAGGAGUGUGUGUUGUCCCGUCUGGAGGAGAGCGUGAGGAGGAGGGAGGAGGAGUGGAGCAGACAGCACACGCACACUGUGAGGGGGCUGCAGAGCGAGCUGCAGCUCUGCCGCUCUCAGUGCGACGCUCUCCGUGAUCGCACCUCCUCUCUGGAGCAACGCUGUUCCUCGCUGACCUCUGACCUCUCCCAGCUCAGAGGCCUCCUCUCUCGAAGCCGCAAGGAGUCCUCGUCCUUCUUCUUAGCCUGCGCCCUGCUGGGUGGAGCGCUGAGGCACGCUCACCGCCGUCUGUGUGGGCUUUCUGAGCAGAAGAAAUUCCUGUGCCGGCAGCUGGCAGAGCGGAAGCAGCUGGAGGAGGAGGUGAGGAGGCUGGUUGAUGCUCUGGAAGGAGAGAAAGACCAAGAGAAGGAGGAAGAGAAGAAGAGAGAGAGGACGAGGAGGGCAACGAAGAGGUGGAGGAGGACUGUGUGCGCUGUGCUGGCAGUGAGGAGGUGGUGUUCGCUGGCCAGGAACACGACAGUGUUGCUUCGUCUGGAGAGAGGAGGCGGAGCUCCAGCUGUCUGCGUCUGUGGAGGGGCGGAUACGGCGACACAGAAGGCUCGAGACACACCAGACAAAAAGCUGACUGACGGUCGUGAAGGUCUUUGUGCUCGUUUGUUUGGAUCUAAACGUCUCUCAUCCACCAUCCUGACCUCCAUGUCUGACCUGCAGGGGGCUCUGGGAGACUCUGUGGCUUGCGCAGGCUUGUCCCGCCUCCUUGAUCUCCUCCUCGACCAAUCAGAGUCCAGCCUAUCAUCCUGUGGCGUGAAGGAGGAGACACUGAGCAGCCGAAUGAGGCUCGGUCUGAGUAGCCUGACGUCUUUGCAAGUUUGGUGUCGGUCCUCCAGCAGCAUUUCCUGGUCUUCAGCCAGCGGCUGCAUUCGGCAGAGAUGGAGAGGCGGGGGCCUGCGGCUGGAGGCAGCCAAUCUGAGGAAAGGACUCCGGAAGGAGACGAGCAGAAUGGUGCCAGACGAGCGUUUCCAGAGUGUGUGCGUGGAGCUCCGUCAGGCUCUGAGCAGAGAGCAGGAGGCUCAGAUGCUGAUCCAGGAGCAGUCCAACCAGCUGCACACGCUGCAGCGGCGAGUCCACGAAAAUGCUGCCGAGCAAGCUGAAACACAGCGCACACUGAGACAGACCACACAGGUGCUGUCAGAGGCUCGGCAGGAGGUGAAUCGGAAAGAGCGCUCACUGAGGAUUCUGGGUAAGCACCUAUCAGGGAUUCAGAAGGGGAAGAAGCAGGUGGAGGAGAGGCUGCAGCGAGCUGAGGAAGAGCUGAGCGAUGCCAGCAGACGUCGGGACCGUGUGGUCAGCUGCAUGAAGGCUGCAGAGGCGAGUUGCAAGCAGUUCAGGGACAGUCUCGUCCAAUCGCAACACUCUCUGAAGGCCAAGCCCCGCCCCUUGCUGUUACCUCACGAGAACCUAGAGUUGAGUGGAGCAGAGAGCAUCAUGGGAGCUCCUGAGGCGACAGCGUGCCAGAGUUUUCUCUCCGCCGUCUCUCAGCUCUGCCACACCUGCAGCUCCAGGAUUGAUUGGCUUGAGCAGGAAGUCUCUGCCCACCGCAGUCAUGUGACAGCACUGCGUAGCGAGCUGCAGGAUGCUUGUCUCCGUGACAACUUGGCCUUUGUUCCUGUGUCUGAUUUCACAGAAACCUUUCCUGUCGCUGACUUGGAAAUACCUCAAGCUGUUCCCCUCUGUGAUUUGUCAAAGAACCCAAUGAUCACUGUAAACCACUCCCCCUCUAAUGUAAACCCCACCCCUCCAUCAAAAGCAAGUUCCUCCCCUACUUCUUGCAAAGUCACCGUGGGUCAAACGAAGUUGAAGAAAGCCACAAAAAAAACCAGAGGCCACGUGAAGAGCGGAGGGCGGAAAUGAUCACAUAUUUCUGUGAUGAUACAAACCACAGAAGAAGAAACACUUUUUUGAAGUUGUGGAGGCAUUCUGAUUUUAGAAACUUCUCCUUCAAAUAACCAAAACUUUAUUCAUCUGCAGUAGCGGGCAAACAUGCUCUCUCCACAGCUGUCUGGUGACAGACGCCUGAAGGCCAGAUGGUCGAGCGUUACGACGGCGACUCGGUGACGGAUCAGCAGCUGCCACCAGAGCUGCUGUCACUCAGACGCUACUGCUCGUGUGCUGUGGCCGAGUGCGUUCUCAAACGAUUCAUGUGAAAGAAAACAUCACAGAGAAAGCGUGAAAAUUCUUCUUUAGUGUGUUCAGUCGGUUUUACUCAGUUACCUCACUGCAGAUUUUCUGUUCGUGUUACUUUUUCGCUCUCGUGUGAGGGUUAAAUUUUGUUUGUUUGCACACAGAACUCACGAGCAGAUACAUGUCCAGCUAAAGCAGAAAAGCUAAAGAAAUAUAAAUGUAUGUUUUUUGUUUAUUGUAUUUGUUUUUACU
Pundamilia nyererei is the source of this 3402-nucleotide messenger RNA. The record is from RefSeq and is a predicted model, not a curated record. Lineage: Eukaryota; Metazoa; Chordata; Actinopteri; Cichliformes; Cichlidae.